AUGGAAACCUUCCAUAUCACCGGCACGAGUGACGAUAAUCCUAAAGGACAUGAUGGCGAGAGGGAUGACACCAACACUCCUGCACAGAUGGAUGACACAAACAAUGCCGAACAACCGGCCAUUCGUACCGAACAUGAAGAAACCGAGGCUGACGCCGUUGCUUCUGACGACUGCGAUGACGACUCUGACAGUCACACGUACAAUUAUAUUGACGAUGACCAGGACGACAUCAACAACCAACAGCAGGACAGUGAGGACAUACAGGCGGCUGAUGAGGAGGGAGACACUACACAGCCCAGUAGCGAUCAACAGAGCGGCUCUCACACGACAAACAAUGCAAAUUACGUGCCUGCUGCACUUCGUCAAGAUAACAGCAACGUCUGUGUCACCUACGACCAUUGUGAUGCUACCUAUGAAGCAUGUGGAAGUUACCAGACAAGACAAGUCAACGACCAUGAAAGGUGA
Molecule: messenger RNA, 465 nt
Organism: Branchiostoma belcheri (Belcher's lancelet)
Lineage: Eukaryota; Metazoa; Chordata; Leptocardii; Amphioxiformes; Branchiostomatidae
Product: pheromone-processing carboxypeptidase KEX1-like
Exons: 3
Coding region: 1-465 (154 amino acids)
Source: RefSeq, a predicted model, not a curated record